AUGGCUGACUGUUGCCAGCCCCUUGGGAAGGUCCCCGACGAUGCCAGGGCGUUGGAAGCGCCGAGGGGACGUUCCCAUGCCGUCCCCGUCGUGCUCACCGAGGCCCCGGCACACACGUCCAGCUGCUUGUCUGUCCACGAGCUAUUCCUUCCCAAGAGGACUCAGUUUCCCCUGCUGCCCCUCACCGCUUGCCUGGCCGGGGCCAUCCCCCGCCGCGUCUCCUGGCUGUGCCCUGUGCCCCCUCGGUCCCCAUGUGACCGUGCUCGGCGUGCCUGCUGCCGGGGUGGCACGAUGGACCUGGCGUACGUGUGUGAGUGGGAGAAGUGGCCCAAGAGCACCCACUGCCCGUCGGGGCCCCUGGCCUGUGCCUGGUCCUGCCGCAACCUCAUCGCCUUCACCACCGACCUGCGCAGCGACGACCAGGACCUGACACGCAUGAUCCACAUCCUGGACACGGAGCACCCAUGGGAUGUGCACUCCAUCCCGUCGGAGCACAGCGAGGCCAUCACCUGCGUGGGCAGUGUGGUGGAGGGAGACCCCAUCGUGGCCCUGUCCUGGCUGCACAACGGCGUGAAGCUGGCCCUGCACGUGGAGAAGUCGGGCGUCUCCAGCUUCGGCGAGAAGUUCUCGCGCGUCAAGUUCUCGCCCUCCCUCACGCUGUUCGGCGGGAAGCCCAUGGAGGGCUGGAUUGCGGUGACGGUCAGCGGCCUGGUGACCGUGUCCCUGCUGAAGCCCAGCGGGCAGGUGCUCACGUCCACGGAGAGCCUGUGCCGGCUGCGAGGCCGCGUGGCGCUGGCGGACAUCGCCUUCACGGGCGGCGGCAACAUCGUGGUGGCCACGGCGGACGGCAGCAGCGCGUCGCCCGUGCAGUUCUACAAGGUGUGCGUGGGCGUGGUCAGCGAGAAGUGCCGCGUGGACACGGAGCUGCUGGUGUUGGCAUCUGCCGGCCACCACGGCCAGGCCUCAGUCGGUGACAAGCCGCCCAUGAUCCUCAAGUGGCGCAUCCUGUCCGCCACCAACGACCUGGACCGCGUGUCGGCCGUGGCGCUGCCCAAGCUGCCCAUCUCACUCACCAACACCGACCUCAAGGUGGCCAGCGACACCCAGUUCUAUCCCGGCCUCGGGCUGGCCCUGGCCUUCCACGACGGCAGCGUGCACGUGGUGCACCGGCUCUCGCUGCAGACCAUGGCGGUCUUCUACAGCUCAGCGGCGCCGCGCCCGGUGGACGAGCCAGCCCUGAAGCGCCCCCGCACCGCCGGCCCUGCCGUGCACUUCAAGGCCAUGCAGCUGUCCUGGACGUCCCUGGCGCUCGUGGGCGUCGACAACUACGGGAAGCUGAGCGUGCUGCGCGUCUCGCCCUCCAUGGGCCACCCGCUGGACGUGGGCCUGGCGCUGCGGCACCUGCUCUUCCUGCUGGAGUACUGCAUGGUGACCGGCUACGACUGGUGGGACAUCCUGCUGCACGUGCAGCCCGGCAUGGUGCAGAGCCUGGUGGAGAAGCUGCACGAGGAGUACACGC
Molecule: messenger RNA, 1519 nt
Organism: Carlito syrichta (Philippine tarsier)
Lineage: Eukaryota; Metazoa; Chordata; Mammalia; Primates; Tarsiidae
Gene: MED16
Product: mediator complex subunit 16
Exons: 9
Biological process (GO): positive regulation of DNA-templated transcription
Cellular component (GO): mediator complex
Source: RefSeq, a predicted model, not a curated record